Auxenochlorella protothecoides is the source of this 315-nucleotide messenger RNA. RefSeq lists its product as hypothetical. The coding region runs from base 1 to 315 and encodes 104 amino acids. The record is from RefSeq and is a predicted model, not a curated record. The transcript has a single exon. Lineage: Eukaryota; Viridiplantae; Chlorophyta; Trebouxiophyceae; Chlorellales; Chlorellaceae.
AUGCAUGGCGCAGCACGCCAUGUCGUAGUGAGGGGGCGCUGUGCCUGCGUCGGACCCCGCCCGACUGCGUCAAGGUGGGGUCAGGGUCCCCGGAGACCGGACCGCCCAACACCCGCAAGCGCAACGCCUCCCCAGGGGACGCGGCCACGCCCUGCACAGACACGUAUGUCCACCCCACCAAGCGGAUCUGUGCCUCGCCAGGCCCACCCAGCGCGCUGGCGUCCAACUCCAGGCUCCUACACCGCCCCCGAGGCCCACGCCGGAACCUGCUCUUCACCCCCCAGAUCCCCCCGACCUUCCUCAACCAGGUCUUGA